Molecule: messenger RNA, 2504 nt
Organism: Actinia tenebrosa (Australian red waratah sea anemone)
Lineage: Eukaryota; Metazoa; Cnidaria; Anthozoa; Actiniaria; Actiniidae
Molecular function (GO): protein binding
Source: RefSeq, a predicted model, not a curated record
AUUCGAAACGAAACGUGUUUGAUAUAACGAAUAUAUUUUGGGAAUUUUUGGCAGGGAAGAAAUUAAACGUCGGCCAGUCUGACUCACUGAAGCCGGACUUCGACUCUAAGUGGAGAAAAACUUGAUGAUCUCUUGGCUUGGUUAUGUCGAGAAGGAAAAAUACCCAAUCAGCUAAUCCAAAGGAAACUAAAUGAAGAUUUUUGGGUUUGUCAUAACUAAACAUAGGGGGACUUUUAAGUAUAUAUCUCUUACCAAGAAUAACAUUUAUAGAUUUAUGCACGCUCCAUAAAGAAACAAAAGCUUCACAGUUACAGAACAAUAGGCACAAGACAAGACGUAAUAACAAAUAAUUUACAUAUAAAUUAAACAAUUUAGAAGUUGUUUAUACGUUCGUGGAAUAAAGACGUGUAACUUGGUUCCUACUGCGCGACUGACCGUUGUUAGGUCAUUCUCUAAACCGUUUUUCAUCUAGAUACUCAGGAUGAAAGUACUUAUUCUUGGCAUUCAAAACAUCUGAAGAUUCUGUUUGAUCCAGUGAUAAUUCGUUGAACGAGUUCGUGCAGUUGGUGUUAAAGAUAUUGUCAAGGUCUACAGCCGAUUUCUAGCAAGUCGUUGGGCAAUUAUUAACGUCCGGGUUUCAGUCUUUGGGACAAAAAAGCUUGUAUUUCUUUGAUGAAGUUUUGUGAAACUGCACGAAUGUAUUAUGUCGAAUGAGCGAAAGUUUGAUCACUCGAAAUUAGAUUAUUUCUAUUCUCCACGAGAGGAAAAUGAAUCUUUAAACAAAAAGAAGCAUGGCUUAGGCAAGAAAAUCGAUGGACAACAAAAAACCUCUUCAGUGAUUAAAAUGCUUGAUGCUUUAAGACUUUCUUCCUACGAUACAAACCACAAAACGGUCAACAAUAACAAAGCUCUUGUACCUUCUUUUACGAGGUCAGAGACAGAUCUGAAGGACAAGUUAUUUGUUUGGGGGAAAAUAAGCAGCAUUGAUAAGGACAGAGGAGCUAGAAGACAAGAAGGAACAGUAUACAGAAAUAAUAAAAUUUAUCGGUUAAGUCAAGAGAAAUUUUCACAGUUUGACGACUCUACCGAUUCACAUUCAGAUUCUGCUUAUUCGCAAUCUUCUGACCUUUCCCGAGAGUCUGAUGUUCAGUCCCUAAACACAUCUUCUAGCGACUCGGAUACUAAUCUUUACGUCUAUCAACAAAUUAUUCACGGCGACUCGAGCAGUAGUAGUCCUUCAAGGAUUAAUACUAUUACUGUACAUACUGCAAGUGGAUUUACUAUCGACCUUGAUGUGGAAGUGACGAAAACUGUCGUUAUGCUCAUGAAAAUUAUUGUAUGGCUCAGACAACGCUAUCCAAAUGGAUCCUUCAUAUGUCAAAGACUUCCAAUAGGAUUAACAAAUUCUCCUUUGAAUUCUAUUGGGGAGAGCUCUGGAGAUGAAAGUUUGUCGUCACAAGAAACUCUAAAGCCUUUAAAGUCUCGAAAAAGGAUUUCAUUCAGUCCGAAUACACUUUUAUUUGCGGCUGUUACAGAAAAGUCUUACGAAGAGGCGAAGUCGAUAUUAGAAUCCGACUGCGAUAUCAAUGUUAAUGUGCAAACCCCAAGCGGUCAGACGUUAAUUCAUAUAGCAGCUGGAAACGCGGACUUAAAAUGCGUUCAGCUGUUGCUUGAACACUUAGCGGAUCCCAACAUAAAGGAUUGUCGUGGAUGGGGUCCCUUACAUGCAGCGAUACGUAAAGGGAAAUGGAAGUGUGCUAUCUUACUAAUAGAGGCUGGAGCUAACUUUGCUGAGUAUGCAGCGAACAGAAUCAAAGAGUAUAAAGAAGUUUUAUCAAUGUCAAAAACCUGUUAUCGUUCAAUGGAAAUUUUCGUGUGAAAGCCUACGAAGCCUCAAAAAUUUUCCCAAUUUUUUUCUUCUUCUCUAUCAUUAUUAAUUUUUGAGCAGCUUAUGAUUUUAAAAGCAGCUUGCCUAAAUUUUUUUUCGUCGUGUAGAUUCAUACAUGAAAUUCAACGGACUGAUAUAAAUAAUUAUGGGCAUUCCAAAUUAGGGUUUUUGAAUUCUUACAACAACAAAAACAUAUUGCACACGAUUUGGUUUGUGAAGUCAAAAUAAAUCACCCUUCAGAUAUUAUAUUAUUUAUAUAAUUCAAAAUCAUAGAUAAUGUAAAUAUGCACGUUGGCUGUUUUAAUGCCAUUUGACGAGAGGAUAUUUAUAUUGGAUAUAUUGAAUGUGACAAGUUAAAUCAUCCAUGUCUGACUGAUGGAUUAGGUGUUUGAUCUUAAACCCUGUUGAUGGCCUGUUUGGCUUAGCCUGUGUGAAUAUUCACUUUCUCUUUCUUUGCCUCUCUUUCUCUCUUUAAAAAAGAACCACAUUACUGAAAAAGAAUUCGUUGCUCGGAAUCCCCUUAGUUACCGUUGCUAUGUCACACAAGCUCAACAAAUUCAUAGUUAGGACAGGACAGUACUCAAAUCUGUGAAAAUAAAAGAAAAUUGCCUCGUAA